Messenger RNA from Schistosoma intercalatum, 729 nucleotides. The record is from the annotation of a GenBank genome assembly. Lineage: Eukaryota; Metazoa; Platyhelminthes; Trematoda; Strigeidida; Schistosomatidae.
AUGGCAAAAUCUGUUUGCCUAAAAAAUCCACAUGAAUGGCAUCCUUAUGUUUAUCAAUAUGGGUAUUAUGAUCCAGUAACAGUUGGUAGUAUUGAUGGUACAGAUACGACUCCACAUGAUAGAGCAAUUCAGCGCGCCUUAACGUCAUCCUAUAGGAGUAAAGACCACGUUUUUAACUGGGAUCCAAAGGCUACAAUAUUUGUAGGAAGGCUACCUUAUCACACUUCAAAAAUUUGUUUACAAAAAGCACUGCAUGAACUGUUGAAUAAACACUUAGGAAAUGAUUUAAAUAGUAAAUCUAGAAAAUACUGUCGUAGUCGUUCCCCAUUUUCCUGCGAUGAAAUUUGGCCAAAAAUUCAUCUUGUUCACAACAUUGUUACUGGCUAUCCAUGUGGCUAUGCAUUUGCAUAUUUUUCAUCAGAAUCAGAUGCCGAACGUGUACUGCGUGCUUGGCGUAAUCAAACUACUGUUUCAACGAAAUUAUACUGUGGACUAAAAGAUGAACGACACUGUGGUUUAGAUAUACCUAAUGGUGAUAAGGUAAUUUUAGAACCGUAUUUCGGUGGUACACUGCCUGGUUGGCGACCACGUCGUCUUGGUGGUGGAUUAGGUGGUCGUAAAGAAGCUGGGCAGUUACGAUUUGGCGGAAUCGCUCGUCCUUUUAGACGUCCGUUUACUGCAAAUAAUGCAUCUUUGACAGAAAAGAAAACAAAGUUUUGCAGAGAUUAA